Cuscuta epithymum is the source of this 2541-nucleotide messenger RNA. The record is from the annotation of a GenBank genome assembly. NCBI's taxonomy places the organism in Eukaryota, Viridiplantae, Streptophyta, Magnoliopsida, Solanales, Convolvulaceae.
GACUGAUAGUGUAAAAAGCUAAUCUAGAACAUCUGAAUAAUAAUAAUGUACAAUAAUAAGAAUCCGAUAAACGUGUGUGGGCCGCUGUCCAGGCCCAGUAGUCGGCAGACCGGGGGGUCGGAGUCCAUAUACUCCAUCAUUCAUAAUAUGAUGUUUAAUACAAUAAUAAAUAAAAAUGUGAAAUGAGAAAUGCACUACAUAUGAAAAUUGAGAACACAUUGGCGUGAUGAGUAACUCCAUAGUGAUCACGUUAUAUAGAUCAUAAUUCAACCCUUGUAGCCAAUAAAAAAUUAAAAUGGUGCCUUUGAGUUAUAUUGAGGUAAACUUACCUUUGGAAUAGAUUUUCAUCUAUCAUCAAUUAGCAUAAUUCCUUAUUAGUCAACAAUCAUCUCUUGAUUUUCUCACAAACCGCAAAUAAUAUUGAUCAGAAAUGAAUGUGGAAUAAUGAAAAUGGCUUUAAUGGCAGAAUAUAGCAGUACUCAAUUAACCGCACCAUUAUUAAACACUAAUUAAAUCAAUUCAAGAAAAGUAAUUAAUGAAUUACUAUAAAACUGGAUUCAUAUAUGUCUCACUAAUUAUGAACCAUAAUAAUUUGAAUGCAACGUCUCUCUCGUCUUCGCUUCUCUCCUCUCCUGUCGAGCUUCCCUCUGUCUCUCUCUCACGCAAAACGGCUUUGCCAAUCGCCACAUCCCAGUCCCCCUUACAUGAUGACCGUUGUGGCCCAUAGCCGUUUGGGAGCUCGGUCGGCCCCACCGGGGCAAAUUUUCCUUUACUAGCCGUUGGAUUUGAAUAAAGACCCACAUCCCACCCAGGCUCAUAAUAAGCGUAAACCAUAAUAAUAAUAUCAUCAUAUCGAUAAAAAUCCCCAACCUUCUCUCACUUGUUCUCUUCGUAUUCUUGGUUCUACUGUAGAUGAUUGAAGAGCUGAAGAAGGAGAGGAAUAUUCUUGAUUUCUGGUUUUGGAUUGUUCUUGGGGCUUUUGUGGAUUUGGGUUCUUAGUCUAUAAUCAAGAUGGAUCAAGAAAACAUGGUCAUAUCUGGGGAGAAUAACAACCGUACCUGGAUUAAACCCAGAAUUGUUGAAGAGAUGGAUGGAAGAAAGUUUGGAGUGCAAGGGCGGCAGAACCGGAGAGUUUUGGGUGCCAUUAAUCAGAACAUAGUAGCUAAUCCAUACCCAUGUGUUGUUACUAAUAGAGGAGGAACAUCAGAAAAAAACGGGAACAGUGACAAGAAUCAUUCUCUACAAGCUAAUAGACCAAUAACAAGAAAAUUUGCUGCCCAAAUUGCAAACUCUCAGCAACAUUAUCAUGAGGAAAGCAAGAAACAAAGAAUUGAGGUUGAAGAAUCCGGGCUACGGGAGGAAGAUGAACACGAAAAAGAUUGUGAUAAAGACCAGCCAGUCCCUAUGACUUUGGAGCAAGCAGAAAUAGAUUCAAACGAAAAACAUCAUAUGGAUGAGGUAGAAAUGGAGGAUAUAUAUGAAGAGAGUGUGUCCUUGGACAUUGACAGCGGAGAUGCAAAAAACCCUCUUGCAGUUGUUGAGUACAUUGAAGAUCUUUAUGCCUAUUACAGAAAAGUUGAGAACUGUAGCUGCGUUUCCCCUGAUUACAUGUCAAGACAGCUUGACAUCAAUGAAAGGAUGAGGGCUAUACUAAUUGACUGGCUCGUUGAGGUGCACCACAAGUUUGAGCUAAGGGAAGAGACACUGUUUCUGACCAUAAACAUCAUAGACAGAUUUUUAGAGAAACAAAAUGUGGUGAGAAAGAAGCUUCAACUGGUUGGGUUGGUUGCUAUGCUAUUGGCUUGCAAAUAUGAAGAGGUUUCUGUUCCCGUUGUGGAUGAUUUUGUGUUCAUUUCUGCCAAAGCUUACACAAAGAAAGAAGUUCUUGACAUGGAGAGCUGGAUGCUCAACACACUGCAAUUCAAUAUGUCAGUCCCAACUCCUUAUGUCUUUCUCAGAAGAUUCCUCAAGGCCACACAAUCUGAUAAGAAGAAGCUGGAGCUAUUGUCUUUGUUCUUAAUUGAGCUCUGCCUUGUGGAGUAUGAAAUGACCAAAUACCCCCCAUCGUCUUUGGCGGCUGCUGCAGUCUACACUGCACAAUGCACACUCCAUGCCCAUAAUAAGGAGUGGAACCAGACCUGUGAAUGGCAUACUGGCUACUCUGAACAUCAACUUCUAGAAAGCUCAAGAAUGAUGGUGAGCUUCCAUCAAAGGGCAGCAACAGGGAAACUAACAGGAGUGUAUAGGAAGUACAACACCUCAAGAUUUGGCCAUGUUGCAAAGUGUCAGCCUGCCACUUUUCUUCUUCUUUACAACUCUCAAGAACAGCAACAACAAUCUCACCAGCAACAAUAAGGCCUUCAUUAUUAUUAUAACUAUGUUAAUGCUUGGUUUUGAGAUAAUUUGUUAACUUCACCUCCAACAUGAUUGUUGAGUUUGAUGAUCAUUCAAGUUUUUGAUGAUUAAUCUGCUUUGUAUUUCUUAUUUCUACUUGAAAUAAUCAGAUAACAGCGAAAUGCAUUAUUCUUUAUUUAUUUUUCC